UAAAAUUAGACAGUGUAUGACAUCAUUUUAUAAGAUAAUGAUAUAAUUUUACGCAAUUUACUUUAAUUAUUUGCUUGUUUUCUGGAGAAAUUAUGAAGAAGGCAGAUGAAGAUCAACCUUGUUUCAAGCGCCGAUAUUAUAUUUCAUUUAUAGGAUUCCUAACGUAUCUCAUCAUGAAUGCUCAUCGAAUGAGCAUAAGUGUCGCCAUAGUAGAAAUAGUGAAUCCUCCAACCCAUAGAAACCUUCCUGUUCCCCAUGUUUUGAAUGCAACACAGGAAAUACUUCAUCAGAGUUCCCAAAGUGAAGUACAGACCACAGUAAAAUAUGACUGGAGCCCUCAAAUGCAAGGCAUUAUUUUAGGUGCUGGAUUCUUUGGAUAUGUUUUAACACUGACAGUUGGAGGAAAACUAGCAGAAACGUUUGGACCCAAAAUCGCACUUUUUAGUGGAACAUUUGUUUCAUCUUUCACGACUUUGAUCACUCCUUUAACGCCAGCAGUACAUGUUUACUUUUUGAUAUUCAUUCAAUGUGUUCGAGGAAUUGCUCAGGGGUUUAUGCUGCCAGCGACUAGUGUCUUAUCAGCAAACUGGUAUCCUAAAGCUGAAAGAGGAUUUCUGGCGGGUGUUGGACUUACAGGAUAUCAGCUAGGACGUUUAGUAGGAGGAGUCCUUUCAGGGUUGAUCUGUGACAGUACUUCGAUGGGAGGGUGGCCUUCAGUGUUUUACAUUUUCGGAAAACAUUCAGAAAAAAUGUACAUGAGAGGAAAACUCAUCAAGUUUGGAUUCAAAGUAUGGGUUCUUGCUUCUUCUCAGGGAUAUCCUUACAAUUUACAAGUACGUUGGAAAAGAUGCUGCAAUUGA
Molecule: messenger RNA, 860 nt
Organism: Uloborus diversus
Lineage: Eukaryota; Metazoa; Arthropoda; Arachnida; Araneae; Uloboridae
Product: sialin-like
Exons: 5
Coding region: 93-860 (255 amino acids)
Biological process (GO): transmembrane transport; monoatomic anion transport
Molecular function (GO): transmembrane transporter activity
Source: RefSeq, a predicted model, not a curated record